CUCAAAUUGGCUGCUUUCAUAUUUUCCACUAGUGGGGUCUUUAACCACUUCGCGUUUUGUAAAUUUCCUUUGCUUUUCUCAAAAGUGCGACCGACUCUUGCUUUUGUUCUUGUUGAUUUGUAUGUUUACUCAUCUCUCAUUCCAUUUGCAAAGGAGGAAUAGGAACUUGGAGUAAACGGAGCAACAUAGAUCACAGGAAGCUUGCAAAGGCGAUCACAUCUGAAGCUUGUUUUGAUAGGAAACCAUGGCUCUGGAAGUUGUGGGUGGAGCUUUUCUCUCUUCUUCUCUUGCUGUUCUGUUUGAUAGGAUGGCUUCCCGUCCGGUUGUUGACUUCAUCCGAGGAAAGAAGACCACCGCUGGGCUGCUCCACAAGUUGAAGAUUAAGUUGUUGUCGGUUAAUAAGUUGCUUGAUGAUGCAGAGGAGAAGCAACUCAGAAACUCUAGAGUCAGGGAUUGGCUUAGUGAGCUUAAAGAUGUUCUCUAUCAUGCCGAUGACCUGUUGGAUGAAAUCAAGACUGAAGCUCUGCGUUGUAAGAUGGAACAAGAAGAUUCUGGAAGCAGCAGCACAUAUCAGGUACUCAAGUUUAGUUCUACUUCCAUUCAUGAACUUGACGAAAGUCUGGAACCCAGGAUUCUGGACAUUCUUGACAGAUUAGAACUUAUUGUCAACGAAAAAGAUGUGCUUGAUUUGAAAGAGGGUGUUAAAGAUAGACCACAAGGAAGACUGCCCACAACUUCUUUGGUAGAAGAGUCCAGUGUAUAUGGAAGGAAUGAAGAAAAGGAGGCCAUUAUCGAGUUGUUGUUAGCGGAUAGUGUGACUGGAAAUAAGACGGAUGUGCUUCCAAUUGUGGGCAUGGGUGGGCUUGGAAAGACCACUCUUGCUCAACUCGUAUACAACGAUGACAGAGUCAAGCAACAUUUUGUCCUUCAAUCAUGGUCUUGUGUUUCACAAGAAUUUGAUGUUAUCAAAAUAACACAGACAAUUUACGGGCCGGUCACUUCACAAACUUGUAACAUCACAGAUCUGGACAUGCUUCAAGUCGAACUAAAGAAGACGUUGACAGGGAAGAAAUUUCUGUUUGUUCUUGAUGAUGUUUGGACUGUGAAUUUAAUGAAGUGGGAUCUCUUAAGCCGACCCUUUGAGAGUGGAGGUCAUGGAAGUAAGAUCGUUGUCACAACACGUGAUGAAGGUGUCGCAUGCAGGAUGGGUACCCUUCAAAGUAGACCUCUAAUGCAAUUAUCUGAGGAAAAUUGCUGGUCGUUGUUCUCAAAGUAUGCCUUCAAGAAUGCAGGUGUUACUACAGAUCCGUCGCUUGAAGUGAUUGGAAAACAGAUUGCUCAAAAGUGUAAAGGACUCCCUUUAGCUGCAAAAUCACUUGGGGGUCUUUUACGUUCUGAACCAAAUAUUGAGAAAUGGAAAGAAAUAUUGAACAAUGACAUAUGGGAGUUGCGAGAUGAAGCGAAUGACAUUUUACCUGCUCUAUGGUUGAGCUACCAUUAUCUACCUGCACAUCUGAAGCGUUGUUUUGCUUACUGUUCCAUAUUUCCUCAAGAUCAUUGGUUUCGGAAAUCGGAUCUGGUUUUGUUGUGGAUGGCUGAAGAUCUCCUACCACUGAAAUCGAAGACUACGGUUGAAGAAGUCGGAGAUAAGUACUUUGAUGAUCUAGUGUCAAGGUCAUUUUUUCAACAUCAACCAAAGGAGCAUUUUGUUGAGCCAAUUUUCACGAUGCAUGACUGUAUCCAUGACUUAGCAAACUUUGUCUCCGGAGAGUUUUGUUUUAGGUUGGAGAACAAUGAUGAGGUAUUGGAAAAUGUCAGCAAGACUCGCCACUUUUCGUGUAUGGAUGCAUCUGCCGCAAUUGAUCAAUGGGACAGUUUGUGUGAAGCCAAGUAUUUGCGAACCUUUCUAGUGGACAGUUUGUGUGAAGCCAAGUAUUUGCGAACCUUUCUAGUAUCAAUAUAUCCCAACUUAGAUUUUGAUAUAUUCCUGAAGCUUCAGUGUUUAAGAGUGCUCAGAUUAUACGGGUACAAUAUUGGUGAGCUGCCUAGUUCAAUUGGCAAGUUGAAGCAUCUAAGGCACUUGAGCUUGUCUGGCACAUCAAUUAAAAAGUUACCUGAUGAAAUGUGUACUUUAUAUAAUUUACAGACGUUGUUGUUGCGCGCUUGUAAAUCUCUAGUUGAGUUGCCAACUGAUUUGGGAAGAUUAAUCAACUUGCGUCAUCUUGAUAUUGAACUCACAGGGAUAGAAAAGAUGCCACCAAGGAUGGGCAAAAUGAAAGCUCUUCAAACAAUAAGAGGCAAGUUUGUCCUAGACAAAUACACUGGUGGUAACAUUGUCGAGAUUAAAGAGCUUCAGCAGUUGCGCGGAACACUAUGCAUCUCGGGGCUUCGCAAUAUUGUGCAUGUCACAGAUGCCAUUAUGAGAAAGAAGAAGCAUCUGGAUGAGUUAGUUUUGGAAUGGGGAGACAAUUCUGGUGACACCGACGAUACACAAAAAGAUAGAGAUGUGCUGGAGAGCCUCCAACCUCAUACAAACCUAAAAUAUCUCAAGAUUCGAUCUUAUGGGGGCACGAGAUUUCCAGGUUGGUUGGAAGAUCAUUCUAGUUUAUCUAAUCUGGUUCUUCUUCAACUUCUGGAAUGUGGAAAUUGUUGGUCGUUGCCAUCACUUGAGCAGCUACCUUCCCUACAAGAGCUUGAGAUUGAAGGAUUUAAUGGAGUGGUGACUGGGGGUUCUAAGCCUUUUCCUAAUCUUCGUAAGCUGAGUCUGAAAUCUUGUCCCGAGGUAACCGGGGCAUUCAUGUUAGCCUGCUUCCCAAAGCUUGAAAUCCUCUAUUUGGUGGAUGUGAAUGUAGAAUCUCUUCAUUCCACUACACCCCUCUCCCUUGUCCGACUCACAAUAUUUUCAUGCCCAAAUUUUGUUUGUUUUCAAGAUGUGAAUGUAGAAUCUCUUCAUUCCACUACACUCCUCUCCCUUGUCGCAAUAUGUCCGAAACUGAGGUCAUUUUUUCCGCUACACAUGCACAACCUUCUCCCAUCUCUCAAGUGGUUGUCGCUAUGUUGUUGUCCAGAACUGGAAUCAUUUCCCGAAGGGGGAUUGCCGUCUAAGUUGGAAUACUUGUACGUCUGGUGCUGCAAGAAACUCAUUGGAAACCGUAUGCAGUGGGGUCUACCAACACUCACCUCUCUUGAAUUAUUGAGCGUUGAUUUGAGGGGAUGUGAACAAGUUGUAGAUUCUUUUCCAGACGAGGGGCUACUGCCCCCCACUCUCUCACAACUCCAUAUCCACGGUAUUUCGAAGCUGGACGGCAAGGGGUUUACACAACUCACCUCUCUUAAAAAGUUGGGAAUUUACAAUUGCCCUGAACUCCAGAGCUAUGAUUCCACUGCUGAGUCUCUGGAUAGAAAUUUCCUGUCGAUGUUGGACAAGAGUGGUGAAAAGCUGUCAAGUUUUAUCAUGUGGGCAAUUUCCAGUGCUGUAGAAGCAGACUCUGCAACUAUGCUUCAUUCCAAUGAAUCUCAUCAAUGUUUCACUACUAUUCCAGAGGAAAAAGAGGUGUAUAAGAAUUUUUUUGAUUUCAAAACUAUUGCGUUGGCCAACUGCAACUGUAAUUCUUGGGAAGCUUGA
Messenger RNA from Rosa rugosa (rugosa rose), 3625 nucleotides. Its product is annotated as putative disease resistance RPP13-like protein 1. The record is from RefSeq and is a predicted model, not a curated record. Bases 245 to 3625 code for a protein of 1126 amino acids. Gene Ontology annotation, biological process: defense response to other organism. The transcript has 5 exons. Gene Ontology annotation, molecular function: ADP binding. NCBI's taxonomy places the organism in Eukaryota, Viridiplantae, Streptophyta, Magnoliopsida, Rosales, Rosaceae.